This is a messenger RNA of Cimex lectularius (bed bug), 1365 nucleotides long. RefSeq lists its product as uncharacterized. Lineage: Eukaryota; Metazoa; Arthropoda; Insecta; Hemiptera; Cimicidae. The record is from RefSeq and is a predicted model, not a curated record. Bases 14 to 826 code for a protein of 270 amino acids. The transcript has a single exon.
GACACUCGAUUAUAUGACUAUGAAGCAGAUUUGUACAAUCGCAAAUAAAAGUUCCCAACUGUACCGACAACUGACAGCCAAGCAAAAGUUACAAGACCAUGACUUCAAGUACUUAUCAGAGUACACCGAGUGCAGUGAGCCCAUCGCCUAUGUCUUGGACGUUCUUCAAGGUGAAGAACUAGUUUUCUACGGAGCCCUACUGCCACUGUUGCUAGCACUUCGACGGAAAAUUUUUAAAUUGCAACGCAAUCUUGGCAGUUUUGUGUACCAGCUUGAAAUCUAUUACGCGAGCAUCGAAAAAAGGUUCAGUGGAUUAUUUGAUUUCAGCAGCGAAUUUUCGCAGUUGGCUGUAAUUGCGUCUAUUGCCAAUCCCCUUUUCAAAAAAAAGUGGUUAAGUAGUGUCAAUUCUAUUGAGCACGACAAACUGAUUGGCAUUUUCAGACGGGCCGUCAUUGCUGAGAUUACAUUGACAAGAACAGCUUCAACGACUUCUGCUGAGCAGGCGAAACCACAAAAAAACCCACAUUAUUUGAAGUUUUUAGAGUUUGAAGAUGAUGACGUUUGCAAAGCUAGAAAUGAAAUUGAAGCUAUGGCUGACAUGCAAAUGUGCAACUACUUUGCAGAUUCGUCGAGGGACUUGAAAAGUCUUGAUCAGUACCCUGCUAUAAAAAAUAUAUUCUUACGAAGCAACACCCCUCUCCCAUCUUCGGCACCAGUAGAGCGACUGUUUUCAUUUGCAUCCCUCACAAACACAGCGAAAUCAAACCGUCUGACUGACAGAAACUUUGAAAUUAGGGUCGUCUUAAAAGCAAAUGUUUCAAAAUAGAUUGCUACCUACUUUAAAUAAUGGAGUCCAAUAGAAUUUAUUCCUUUUUUCAGGGUUAUUUUUGUGUUUUUAUUAGGUAAUUAAGAAGAAAAGCUUUUCAGUUGUCAUUCAUUUCCCAUUCAUAGUAGGUAGACAAGAAAUGUUCUUUUUCUCUUCACACUUCUAUAUUUAGUGUAAUCACCAACAAUAAAGUGUUUUGCUUCCAUACAUUUUGUUUUAUUCCCGAGUAUUGGUACGUAAUUACAGGGGACGUCCUGGUGGGAGUUAUGAUAUUGGUUGAGGAGUGUUUCCGAUUCCACUUAUCUACCCCUUUUGUCUGGAAAUGUGGUAUUCCCGAAGUUUGUUGCACAACUUGACCAAAAAGUGACUAGAACAAAACAAGUAUCAUCAACAUCGGUUGUGAAAUUUGGCCUGGGUAUCAUAUAAAAAAUUUUGUCACACGCAUACAUAUUUAUACACCUAUGACUUUUUUCACGGAUUCGGUUUUAGAAUGGUCUGAAACGGAUAAACGGAUUUGUAUUAAUUUUUUUUUCUUCUCA